Andrographis paniculata is the source of this 1955-nucleotide messenger RNA. Its product is annotated as inositol transporter 4-like. The coding region runs from base 7 to 1746 and encodes 579 amino acids. Gene Ontology annotation, cellular component: membrane. The transcript is spliced from 6 exons. Lineage: Eukaryota; Viridiplantae; Streptophyta; Magnoliopsida; Lamiales; Acanthaceae. Gene Ontology annotation, molecular function: myo-inositol:proton symporter activity. The record is from RefSeq and is a predicted model, not a curated record. Gene Ontology annotation, biological process: transmembrane transport.
ACCAACAUGGAAGGAGGUGUCAUGAAGCCAGAUAAAACAGAGUUCACUGAAUGUUUCCGGACAAGCUGGAAAACACCUUACAUUAUGCGCCUCGCCUUCUCCGCCGGCAUCGGAGGACUAUUAUUCGGCUACGACACAGGUGUCAUUUCCGGCGCGCUGCUCUACAUCAGAGACGACUACAAAUACGUCGGCAGGCAUACCUGGCUGCAGGAAACAAUUGUCAGCAUGGCCAUAGCAGGCGCGAUCGUAGGCGCAGCAUUCGGCGGUUGGCUGAACGAUAAGUACGGUCGAAAGAAGUCCAUCCUUUUAGCGGAUAUACUUUUCUUCAUCGGGGCAGUUGUCAUGGCUGCAGCUCAAGGUCCCUGGAUGAUCAUUCUCGGGCGAAUCUUUGUCGGGUUCGGAGUUGGGAUGGCGUCCAUGACGGCGCCGCUUUACAUAUCGGAAGCAUCUCCUGCGAGAAUCCGAGGAGCAUUGGUCAGCACCAAUGGUCUGCUCAUCACAGGAGGACAAUUCUUGGCCUAUCUCAUAAACCUGGCAUUCACUAAGGCACCUGGAACGUGGCGCUGGAUGCUCGGGGUGGCUGGAGUUCCGGCAGUUGUUCAAUUCAUUUUAAUGCUGUCGCUCCCAGAGUCGCCUAGAUGGCUUUACAGGCAGGACAAGGUAAAAGAAGCAAGGGUCAUCUUGGAGAAAAUUUACCCGGCGAAUGAAGUUGAAGACGAACUCAAGGCUUUACAUUCCUCAGUCGAGGCAGAAAAGGCCGAGGAAGGCUCCAUCGGAGACAGCAUUCUUGCAAAGCUGAAAAACGCCUGGGGAAACAAUGUUGUCCGUAGAGGCCUCUAUGCGGGCAUCACGGUUCAAGUUGCUCAGCAAUUUGUUGGGAUAAACACUGUUAUGUAUUACAGCCCGACAAUUGUUCAGCUAGCGGGAUUUGCUUCGAACAAGACUGCUCUGGCGCUGUCCCUCAUUACAUCCGGCCUGAAUGCCUUGGGCUCGAUUGGCAGCAUGGCAUUUGUGGACAGAUAUGGGAGGAGAAGACUGAUGAUCAUAUCCAUGUUUGGAAUCAUUGCCUGCCUUGUUGCAUUGUCUGUAUUGUUUUAUGAAGCUGCCAGCCACGCCCCAAAAAUCGGAAGCGCCGAAUCUCUCCACUUUGGACGGAACGCCACCUGCUCAAGUUUCUUGCAGGUCUCGCAACCUCAGCCGCCACAGUGGAACUGCAUGACAUGUCUGAAGGCAUCCUCCGACUGUGCAUUCUGUGCCAAUGGAGACAGCAAGUAUCAUCCUGGUGCAUGUUUAGCUGCAACUGAUGCAGUAAAAGAAAUGUGUGGAGACGAACAUCGUACCUGGUACACUAAGGGAUGUCCAAGCAAGUUUGGGAUCUUUGCAGUUCUACUCCUGGGAAUGUACAUCAUAUCCUACUCGCCGGGGAUGGGAACAGUGCCUUGGAUCGUUAACUCGGAAAUAUAUCCAUUAAGAUUCAGAGGGCUUGGGGGAGGGAUAGCAGCAGUUUCCAAUUGGGUGUCCAACCUGGUAGUGAGUGAGACAUUCUUGACUCUGACAGAGGCUCUCGGCUCCGCCGGGACAUUCCUCUUGUUUGCUGGAUUUUCAGCCAUUGGACUUGUAGCAAUAUACUUCCUUGUACCUGAGACUAAAGGCUUACAGUUUGAGGAGGUGGAGAAGAUGCUGGAAAGGGGAUACAAACCUGGUUUAUGUUGCUCUUCCAAAGAGGUAGAUGAUGAUACUAAGUAAGCUAUUUGUUUGUCUAUCAGGGGUUUUAACAAAUUGGGCAUGAAUUUAAAGCCUUUGUAAGAUUAGCUAUGACUAUGGUUGUGCAACUAGCUUCAACACCAAACCAAAAUAGGUUUUUAUCCUCAUCCUACAUAUGCUUUAUGAUCUACUUUCUUGAGGGUGCUUAAAAGUCUGGUUUCCUAAAGAGCUAAAUAGAUUGUUCUAUGUCA